Messenger RNA from Myzus persicae (green peach aphid), 866 nucleotides. RefSeq lists its product as uncharacterized. Bases 428 to 775 code for a protein of 115 amino acids. The record is from RefSeq and is a predicted model, not a curated record. NCBI's taxonomy places the organism in Eukaryota, Metazoa, Arthropoda, Insecta, Hemiptera, Aphididae. The transcript is spliced from 4 exons.
AGUUGAUAUUUACAUGACUGCAUGACUGUAUACUGAUACAUUGCUAGUGAACGAUACAGUUGUUAAUGAUUUAGAAAAAAUCGGUGCAUUCAACUUGAACAUUCUAAAUGAUGAAGACCAUGAUUUGCCAUAUGCAUUACUAAAACACCAUUGAUGUUGUGCACACACAAUAAAUUUAAUAGCAACAAUGGACUUUAAAAAAGCUUUGUCUAAUCUUGCAUAAAAAAAACAGUCAAGAAGUACUUUUGCCAAGUCUACCGCUUUGUGGAACAAAGAAAGUCGCUCAACUAAGUCACCUGAUUUAGUUAAACAAAAUCUUGGUGUUUAUUUAAUUACACCCAACGAGACACGUUGGAAUUCACUGUAAAAUGUAGUGGUACUGCUUAAUAAAUAAAUUAAAAAUAAUGAAACUAAGUUUAGAAUAAUAAUGGACGAAUUGGCUAUUAGCAGAUUUGAAAGAAGUGAUAUUGAUUUCAUGUGUCAACAUCAUACAAUCAUGGGGCCAAUUUCAAUAAGCUUGGAUUUACUCCAGGGUGAUACUAACAUGUACUUUGGUCAUCUCCUACCUACAAUUGAAGGAAUAAUUUAUAAAUAUGAAUCAAUGACAAGUGAUCAAACAGUUUCUGAUUAUAUGAAACUUCUGGUGACUGCCAUACUUAAUGGUAUGAAAACAAGGUUUGCAGAUUAUUUGAUAGACAAAUUUUUAGUAACUGCUGCAGUCUGCCACCCACUAUUUAAAAAAGUUUGGAUUAAAAAUGAUAUAAAAAACAAUUAGAAGAUAACCAAAUGAAAGAUAAUUUAUCUACCUUUUUUACCGGGUCACUAAAUUCCCGAGAGGAAAAAUCAACAGUUAGUGAUGAAAUAGA